AUGGCGAACGUGCAGCUGGAAUUCCAAGCCAGUGCCGGCGAGGCGGACCCGCAGAGCCGCCCGCUGCUCGUCCUGGGCCAGCUCCACAACCUCCACCGCUUGCCUUGGGCCCAGCUGCGGGGCAAGCUACAGCCGCGGGUCACUGAGGAGAUCUGGCAAUCUGCUCUAAGCACACUGAAUCCAAACCCCACCGACAGCUGUCCUCUCUACCUGAAUUACGCUACUGUGGCCGCUUUGCCUUCCAGGGUCAGCCGGCACAAUAGCCCAUCUGCAGCCCAGUUCAUCACCCGCCUGGUUAGGAAUUGCCUCCCAGGAGGUGUCAACAGAUGUAUUGUUAUGGUCUGUGAGCGGUCUGAAGUCUUUGCUUCUGCUUGUGCAUUGGCCAGGGCUUUCCCCUUGUUCACGCAUCGGUCCAGCGCAUCGAGACGCACAGAGAAGAAAACUGUAACGGUUGAGUUUUUCCUGGUUGGACAAAACAAUGGGCCAAUAGAAGUGGCAACACUUAAAUGUCUGGCAAGUGCUGCAGAAGGAGUCAGGCUGGCUGCUCGAAUUGUGGACACUCCAUGCAAUGAGAUGAACACAGAUAACUUCCUGGAGGAAAUCAAAAAAGUUGGCAAGGAUCUUGGGAUUACUCCUACCAUUAUUCGAGAUGAGGAGCUGAAAGAGAGAGGCUUUGGAGGUAUCUAUGGAGUUGGCAAGGCAGCUUUGCAUCCUCCAGCCCUAGCAGUUCUUAGUCACACUCCAGAUGGUGCUACACAGACCAUUGCAUGGGUGGGCAAAGGUAUUGUGUAUGAUACUGGAGGACUCAGCAUUAAGGGUAAGACUACUAUGCCUGGAAUGAAACGAGACUGUGGUGGAGCAGCUGCUAUUUUGGGUGCCUUCAAAGCCACUGUGAAGCAAGGGUUUAAAGACAAUCUUCAUGCUGUUUUUUGUUUGGCUGAGAAUGCAGUCGGGCCACGUGCAACAAGACCUGAUGAUAUUCAUGUCCUUUACUCUGGAAAAACUGUGGAGAUCAAUAACACUGAUGCAGAAGGUAGACUGAUACUGGCUGAUGGAGUAGCUUAUGCAUGCAAAGAUCUUGGAGCUGAUAUAAUUCUUGAUAUGGCCACUCUUACUGGAGCUCAGGGAAUUGCUACAGGAAAGUAUCAUGCUGCUGUCCUCACCAAUAAUGAAGAGUGGGAAAAGGCUUGUGUUAAAGCUGGCAGGAAUUGUGGAGACUUGGUCCAUCCUCUUGUGUAUUGCCCUGAACUUCACUUCAGUGAAUUUACCUCUGCUGUAGCCGAUAUGAAGAACUCGGUGGCAGACCGAGACAAUACUCCAAGCUCCUGUGCUGGGCUCUUUAUUGCUUCUCACAUUGGCUUUGACUGGCCUGGAGUCUGGGUUCAUAUAGACAUCGCUGCUCCUGUUCACGCAGGUGAACGAGCUACUGGCUAUGGUGUGGCUUUGUUGCUGUCCCUGUUUGGAGGGGCAUCUGAAGACCCUUUGCUAAACCUGGUGUCCCCUCUUGGGUGCAAUGGAGACUCUCCCACUGAAGAUAUGGAGAGAGAUUCCAAACGUCGACGGCUGGUUUAACGUGCCCUGAGUGACAGGGUGCAUGGGUUACCUCACUUUGCACUGAAUCAUUCUCAA
Molecule: messenger RNA, 1629 nt
Organism: Indicator indicator
Lineage: Eukaryota; Metazoa; Chordata; Aves; Piciformes; Indicatoridae
Gene: NPEPL1
Product: aminopeptidase like 1
Exons: 12
Coding region: 1-1572 (523 amino acids)
Biological process (GO): proteolysis
Cellular component (GO): cytoplasm
Molecular function (GO): metalloaminopeptidase activity; manganese ion binding
Source: RefSeq, a predicted model, not a curated record